Messenger RNA from Penicillium cosmopolitanum, 4485 nucleotides. RefSeq lists its product as uncharacterized. The record is from RefSeq and is a predicted model, not a curated record. Lineage: Eukaryota; Fungi; Ascomycota; Eurotiomycetes; Eurotiales; Aspergillaceae. Gene Ontology annotation, molecular function: protein binding. The transcript has 9 exons. The coding region runs from base 1 to 4485 and encodes 1494 amino acids.
AUGCUUACAAAAUUCCGUGCGAAGCUCAGUCGCAGCAAGCUGAAAGACGCGGACACGGUUGUGCAUCGCCCCCACGAUGCCAGCCGUGCGGACUGGAGCGACAAGACACGCAAUAGCGAGGCCAACACGGCCGAUGAAGGCAUCGCCGUGAGCAGCAGCGAGGAACCCGUUGCGAUACCCGAUAAUUAUGACCCGUCUGUGUCGCCCGCGGCCAAGAGAGACCGUGAACAGGACCGGUUGUGGGAUAUUGCGUUUUCCCGCCUGGACGACGAUACCAAGGCCCUGCUGGAUGCCGGGGACACUUCAAAACCGGAAGAUGCGAUCGAGCAAGUAAAGAAAGAGAUCGAGGAGAAGUAUGAGGCUUAUAAGAAGGGGGAGAUGCAUAUUCGGAAGCGAAACGGAUCCUCGUUCAAUUUCCGAGAUGCCACUAGUCGCAUCUUGAGCGCUGUACUGAAGGCCAAGCCGGUCUUUUCGUCGGUCGCAUCUUUGGAUCCAACGGGUCGUGUUUCCUCCGUGUGGAUGAUUAUAUCGCUGGGACUGACGAUGGUUGAAAAUGAUAUCGAUCGUCGAGACGCUAUUUUCGAAGCAUGCGAGUUCCUCGCCGACAAGCUCGCCUAUUACUCGAUUAUUGACGAUUAUUGUUGGAAAUACCAGGGUAAAACUCACGAGAGAAUCCGACAGUCUCUGAUCGGUAUCUACACCGCAAUCUUCUGUUAUACCGCCGAGGCGAAGAAGAGGAGCAAUGAGACUUACGGAGAUCAGAUGGAAGCCGGUGAAGCGAUCCUCCAACGCAUCGACGAAACCGUCAGUCGACUCAAGGCAAUUCAAGACAAAACAAUGAGUGCGGAGGAGGAAAGGAUUCUUGACUGGCUCUCCAGGGCAUCCUUUUCUGAUAUCCAAAACGGCCACCAAGAACGUCGGGCCGCAAACACGGGCGACUGGUUUCUCGACACAGAUCCGUACAAGGAUUGGAAAGAGAAUCCCGGAAUUCUAUAUUGGCUGCAUGGCGUGGCUGGCUGCGGAAAAUCAAUCAUUUGCUCCACGAUUAUCAAGGACAUUGAGAAACACUGUCAAAAGCCAUAUAGCACGCCCCAGCGCCUUGCCUACUGGUACUUCCAAUUCAGCAAUGGUGAGACGCAAGAGAUACCCAACCUCCUCAGGUCCCUGCUUCGCCAGCUCAGCUCAGCACCCCUUCCCCCGUCAAUUACCAAGCUUUGGGAGUCGUACAGUCGACCAGGUACCCAGCCAGACCAACAGACCCUCUGUGAAGCUCUGAAUGAGACUCUUCGGAACCUCGAGGGCCAGGUGUUUCUGGUCCUUGAUGCACUGGAUGAGUGUCCUAAUACCCCCGGUCGUUAUCAAAGAAACUUCGCAUUGGAAUUUCUACUAAAGCUGCAAGCAUCUCAUCCGACAAAGCUCCACGUUCUGGCAACCAGUCGGCCGGAGCCAGAUAUCCGGUCCCAGUUUGAGGGCUGUAGGACAUUAGACCUGGAGGUGAAGUUGGGUGGCGACGUUGAAACAUUUGAUAAAGUGAUUGAAAAGUUACUGGAUACGCCAGAACGACGGUUCCGUUGGGCUGAUUUACAGAUCAAACGGCUCGAGGAGUGCUAUGACGAAGACGAAAUAAAUCAUGCACUGGAAACGAUUCCUGAUUCCCUCGAGGCAACAUACAGAGACAUCCUCAACAGGAUGGCAGAGAAGAAUCGAGUUCGAGCGUGCAAAAUCCUGAUGUGGAUAAGCAUGUCCGUUGCACCUGUUACGUUGGCUACAGUCGCUGCAGCGGUGCACCUGCCAUCUCCAAACCAUAUUAUCAACAUCUGCACCACUUCUCUUGUCACCGUGAGCACCGCGGAUGACACAGUGAAGCUCGCUCACUUUUCCGUUCAGGAAUUCUUGGUUCUGGAGGAUGCUCAGCAGCCACAUAGUCAAGAAUGGUAUCGGUUUUCCAUACCAGCGGCCCACUACGAUUUGGCAGUCACGGCGUUACAGUGCCUUCUUGACAAAAAUGAGCCAAUUACAAUGAAACAUGCUUUCAAAGAGCCUUUCCUGGUCUAUGCCGCCCGCUAUUGGGAUGAGCAUGUGGCAAUGUUGGGGGAUCUUUCAAACCACCCAGCCUUACUUCGCCAGAUCGAAGAUCUUCUCAGUGAAGAGUUCUCGCAGAGCUACCUCAACUGGCUCAAUGUAUUGAAACUUAGAGGGUAUGAGUAUAGAUCGCACAUGCCUCUGGACGAAGGCCAGAUGACUUCGGAAGAGUGCGAUCCGCCUAUAUAUCAUGCUGCAAGACUGGGGCUGGAGCAUGUUGUGGUGAAGCUUCUUGACCAGGGCGUUGAUCCCUUAGUACUUGGCUCGAGUGCACAGGACUUUGAACCCGGCACUUUGCUCAUUGUCGCUGCUUGUAAAGGCCACCUUCAUAUUCUCGAGAAGAUGCUCGAAAGGUGCGGACGUGUCCCGCUGGAGGUGGCUGCAGCGAUAGUACUGCAAGUCGACCAUCGGGAGGCCGGCAGCGAGGUGCUGGAGCACAUAAUGCAAGCAUUGUGGAUGUGCGGUGCCUUCUUCGAGCAAUCCCAAGAUCGCACGAGGUUUAUAAGUAGCAGAUUGGUGGAGGCUGCAAUUCAGAAUAAACAUGCAGGUUUAGAGUUGAUGCGCUUCUUUCUUGAUCGGCAGCAGGAAUCGUUAGUAACGAUUGUUACCGAUGCCAAUACAUUCUGGGGAGCCGGGCAGACCCACACAGCCACCGCGGCUCAAAUCUUAGAACUGUUGUUUGAAAGACGAUUUACAGAUGUUUGGUUCAAGGAUGUGGACUUCUUAGGACUCUUGGCAGGCAACCCGCUUAUGUAUGCCUUAUUCAAACGAAUCAUUCAACACGAGGAAAUGAGGUCCAAGCUUGGUGACGCUCUAGCCCACGCUGUGGCCAAGAGAGGGACAUCUCAAGCAAUGGAAGCAGUCAUUCAGGUUCUGGAACCUAAUUUCAAAGUCACUGAGAAAUUACUACUGCUUGUUGCUGGGAAUGGUAGGAGGCCUGAGGUACUCCGUCUGCUUCUGGGAUUUGGAGGCUCUAGACAAUUCACCCACAACCUGCUUUUGAAGGCAGCAAAAAACUAUAACAGUCUCGAGUUUCUCAAUAUUUUACUUGACGAAGUUGAUCCCCACUUUCCACUCGGUGAAGAAGUCAUGGUUGCGAUAGCACAUAGCAAAGACGCCGUGGAAAUGAUUACCAGUUUGUUGACAAAGCAGCAGGCUGGGUUUGCAGUCUCCGAGAGGGUACUAACUCGUGCGAUCGGGAAUCAGCGCUGCGCAGUUGAUAUCCUUCAGCUGCUUAUGAAAAACGGAGGUUCGGAUAUUCAAGUUACCGAUGAAAUGAUAUGCGCGGCAGCAGAAAAUUAUGCUCAGGGAGAGUCGGUACUGAACUACUUAUCCGAAGUUCACGGGCCCGACCUCCACGUGCCGAACGAAGCAAUUUUGAAGGCGGCGGGAAGCCCGCGAAUACUGAAGAUCCUCUUCGCCCUGCAGCCUGGAACCCGUGUCUCUGACCAAAUGUUUAUUGAGGCCUGCCACGAUCGCGAGUCCAUGUCAUUUCUUUUGGCCCAGCAGUACGCGUCUAUUCCUAUUGAGCAAAUUUUGGAAGAAAUAGGUCACUAUUGGGUCGGCAUGGCGGGCGGUUUUGAUGAACUCUUGAGUCAACGAGUCAUUGAGAUGAAUGAAUGGGUGCUGGAAAGGGUCGCAUCCAACGCGGUAAUAAUGGGGGAUGUUCUGGCCAAGUACCCAAAUAUGGCCAUCACACAAAAGGCCUUCGAAAAUGCUGCGAAGUCAGAUUCUCCAGAGCUCGUGAGGGCAAUACUUGAAACCAGGUUCGACGGUCUCGCUGUCACAGAACAGGUCAUGGAGGCCCCUUUUGAUACCACGAGAAGCGCGGAUCCCAGUUACUAUACGGCAAGUAUUCUAAAAGCCUUCAUUGUUCGUCUCGGGUCAGAGGCCCCCAUUACAGAGAACCUUCUCCAAAUUGCUUGUGAAUAUAGGGACACGAGACCAUUGAAAUUGCUGUUAGAUCAGCGACGCAAGUUAGACCUUCAGGCAGUUUGGGAAAGGUUCUGGCAGGCUGAAAAGUUUAAACGCCGGAAACUUCAAGUGACAGAUAUUUUGUUGCAAUAUGAGGCACUUGUUGUUUCUGAAGCCAUGUUGGAAGCAAUUCCUUUUGAUCAGAAGGAGACGGACAAAGAUCGAUCAGAGCCAAGCAAUACAGACGGAGCCAACUCUGACUUUGAGACAUUGAUUCAGUUCGGUCUCAAGAAGAGCAUAGCUAUUGUCGAGACUGAAAGAGUCGUGGAACUCAUCGUGCAGCGAUGCUCCGAGGAGACCGUCAAGGAGUUUCUUGAUUCUAAGCCGAAUCUCAAAAUCACUGAGAAGAUCCUCCGAGCCGCAGAGGAAAAGUCAGUUGCGAUGAAGGAACUUUUGGCGGCAUUCCCUGUUGUCGAAAGCAUCAAAUGA